Messenger RNA from Cryptococcus deneoformans JEC21, 1873 nucleotides. RefSeq lists its product as hypothetical. Gene Ontology annotation, cellular component: GPI-anchor transamidase complex. NCBI's taxonomy places the organism in Eukaryota, Fungi, Basidiomycota, Tremellomycetes, Tremellales, Cryptococcaceae. The transcript has 5 exons. The record is from RefSeq and is a predicted model, not a curated record. Bases 69 to 1790 code for a protein of 573 amino acids. Gene Ontology annotation, biological process: attachment of GPI anchor to protein.
AUAUUCGCAAGAUAUACGGUAUAUCGAACGUUGACUGACAAGGACAACAUCCAGAACAAGGAAGCAGGAUGCUGCUGUCAUCACUUACGCUUCUUUUGUUCGCACCGGUCUUUGUAGCUGCUGUUCCCAGCUCAAACUCGUUCCACGAGUCUCUGACACUUCACCCUUUGCCCGAUGGCAAGUUAUCCGUGUUAUUUGAGUUUACCACCUACUUUACCCAGACGAAGCCCACUUCCUCGAUUCCUCAAUAUCACCACUCCAUCACCCCUCCAUCGCUCCUCCUCCCUUUGCAAACUAACGACAUCUCCGAGCUGUCCAUAUCCUUCGUCGCUGGACGCUGGGAUCAACGUCGUUCAUCUCAAUCUGGACCACUACACUAUUUGUCCGGCGGAGGCGGUGGCGAAGUGAGAGGAUGGGUGAGAAAUGGGAACGAGGGGGGAAGCGAGGAGGAGAGGUGGGGGACGGUGACCCAUGCGCUUGGGGGAUUGUUUUGCGCCGGGUUAGGGCCAAGAGAAGCGGGCGAAAAUGUCAAGACUUUUGGAAGGAUAUACCCUCCUCAUCGAGGUAAUCCGGACGGCUUGACCCAUUUUCUCCUCUCGCACCCACACCACAAUCUCUGUACAGAAAACCUCACGCCGUUCCUCUUCCUUCUUCCCUCAAAAGGACUUUCAGGCCUCUCGGCCCUCCUCUCCCAACCAGGCAUCAUCUUCUCCUGGGGUUUCCAAUCCGAAGGGAUCGAAGUCAUUAUGCCAAACGACGAUCAUCCAGAAGGCAAAUGGACAGGCUGGUGGGAAGGUGUGGUUGAUUUGAUGCCCCCCGGGGCUGGCGUCAAAAACGUCAAGCGAGAAACGGGGCUGGAAAAAUUGUUCAAGAAGCGUUUACCGCCUUCAUGUCCAGAGACGGAGAGUUCUGUGAUCAGGCUGAUCCUGCCAGAAAAUGAAAAAGUCAAUGUUGAGCCGCAAGGUCGGGUUGUGGGAGAAUGGAGGGAUGGGAAAUGGAGACAGGUCAUGGAAUGGAACGCAAAGGAUAGGGAAAUGGUGGGGAAAGAUUUAAAGGUUUGGUGGGAUGAAGAGAGGUUUGAAUAUCCUCGUACGAUCGAUCCGCCCGCGAUUUCCGUUAUGAAGACGGUUAUCGACUCUCAAGCAUCAGACGGGACUUUUCAAAUCAAGAUAUCGAAUCAUGAAAAUAUUACACGGGAAGCGAUCUACAGUGAAAUCUGGCCGUGGUGGGUUAAAGGUUGGAUGAGCGAAAUGGCCGUUUGCAUAGAAGACGAGGGUCCAAGAGCCGAUCUGCUUAAAAGCAUCUCAUACAAUCCCUCCAACCCACCUGACAUCCCACCAACUACCAUCCACCUCUCAAUCCAGCUCCCGCCUAGAUCAACACUUGUCCUCACUAUCCCAUUCACAAAACUUACUCUCAAAUACACCGAUCAUCGUCCAGACGCGGAGAGGGGUCAGGAGAUCCCGGCGGGUGUGCUGACACUCCUGGACCUCGUAGGCGAACGCGGCGUACCCGAAGCAGAAUCUGAGGCCUCGCCAUCAUCAUGGACAUCCCCCCAGAUCAACGCACUCCGCUCAAAUAGAGCCAGGGUCUAUACCCAACGCAUCUUACUUGAUAUCCCCACUCCGGACUUUUCGAUGCCUUAUAACGUGAUCAUCAUGAGUUCGACGGUGAUGGCAGUGUUCUUUGGGUUGAUGCAUGGCGGUCUUACGAGAAGGUGGGGAUGGGUUGAAGUGCCAGAAGAUCCCGAAGAGCCCAAAGAGGGGGUAAGAAUGGGGGAAAAGGAGUAGGGAUCGUAAAGGGGAUAAGGAAUUUUUGGGGUUUUUAUUCUCGUUUUCUCAACCGUGUAUCUUAGCAUAUGGCAUAGAGAUUU